CCAGAGUUACAACAAAAGCAAACAAAAUUAGAGGUGGAACGUGAAAUAGCGAUUAUGAAAUUGAUUGAACAUCCACAUGUGCUGCAUUUGUAUGAUGUUUAUGAGAAUAAAAAAUACUUGUAUCUGCUACUGGAACAUGUUAGUGGCGGUGAACUUUUCGACUAUUUGGUUCGUAAGGGUCGUCUGAUGGCUAAAGAAGCCCGAAAAUUUUUCCGACAAAUCAUUUCUGCACUUGACUUUUGCCAUGCCCAUAAUAUUUGUCAUCGUGAUUUGAAACCAGAAAAUCUUCUUUUGGAUGAACGAAACAACAUUAAGGUGGCAGAUUUUGGUAUGGCAUCAUUACAGGUGGAAGGUUCAAUGCUCGAAACUAGUUGCGGGUCACCACAUUAUGCUUGUCCAGAAGUUAUACGGGGUGAAAAGUACGAUGGACGUAAAGCUGAUGUAUGGUCUUGUGGCGUUAUAUUAUACGCUCUCCUUGUGGGUGCCCUUCCUUUUGAUGAUGAUAAUCUGAGAAAUCUCUUAGAAAAAGUCAAGAAAGGUGUUUUUCACAUCCCGCAAUUUGUUCCUGCCGAAUGUCAAACACUUCUUCGCGGUAUGAUAGAAGUGGAUCCACAAAAACGAUAUUCUCUGGCAGACGUGUUCCGGCAUCCAUGGGUAGCUGGAAAUGCUCGUGGAGAACCGCAACUUGAACUUCCAAUGGCUCAAGUCGUAGAGACACAUAUAAUUCCCAAUGAAGAAAGCAUCGACCCUGAUGUAUUUCGUCACAUGAACAGUCUGGGAUGCUUUAAAGACAAGGAAAAGCUGGUUGCCGAGUUGUUAUCACCAAAGCACAACACUGAAAAAAUGGUUUAUUUCCUUUUAUUGGACAGAAAAAGACGGAAGCCGGCACGAGAAGAUGAAGCUGAGAUUGUUACGAGGCACUGUAAUCAAAUUCUCGAUCCUCCUCGAAAGAGAACUGAUUCUGUGCGACCGUCACGAUAUCCUGUCGGAUCAAUUAGCGAAGGAUCACCAAUUAAUCCUCGUAAAACUUACGGCAGGUACAGAGGACGUCAUAACUCUCUGGGAUGUUCUCCAGAUCGAUCACCUUGUUCAUCUUAUGAUUCAAUAGAACCCUUAAGCUCAACUUCACCAACAGUAAGAACUGUUGAAAAUCGAGGAAGGUUUCACAGAAGAAAAAUGUCUACGAGAGGAAACGAAAGCGAUUCUGAAGAUGCGCAAACACUGGAUACUUCAGAUUUGGUUAAGAAAUCUUGGUUUGGUUCGCUAACAAGUAACAUCAGUACGGAUCGUGAUGAUACACACUGUAUUCCAGUUCACGGAAGAUCGCUGAAUGUGAUUAAAGCGGAAUUAAUUAGGGCUUUCUUGACGAUACAUGAACUGAGUCAUUCAGUGGUUAGUCAAAAUUCAUUUAAAAUUGAAUAUAAACGUGGCCCAACUGUCGGAGGCAACGUGUUUUCCAGAGGAGUUAAAAUGCAGGUUGAUAUCAUCGAAUCCCCACAUGUUGGAAGAUCUGUUGACGGAGAACCAGUUUAUGUGGUGCAAUUCACUUUAAUUGCGGGCCCAGUGAGGCGUUUCAGACGGCUUGUCGACCACUUGUCGGCUAUUCUUCAGAAUUCGUACCAAAGAGCGGAUAGGCUACAAACAGAUACGAUAAUGGUACAUCCUCGCAGACUAUCCGAUUCCAGUGUUAGCAGUGCAUGUUCCGACACAGAUUCUAAUGCGGGUAGCUCAGUACUGCCACAUGUUAAGAGUAACACAGUUAGUCUUAUCUUCUAUUGCUUUUUGAGUAACCUUGAACGCUUUAGCAAAUUAAUGUUUUUUCCUGUUCUAAACAUUUGA
This is a messenger RNA of Enterobius vermicularis (human pinworm), 1839 nucleotides long. The record is from the annotation of a GenBank genome assembly. Lineage: Eukaryota; Metazoa; Nematoda; Chromadorea; Rhabditida; Oxyuridae.